Molecule: messenger RNA, 2738 nt
Organism: Dipodomys ordii (Ord's kangaroo rat)
Lineage: Eukaryota; Metazoa; Chordata; Mammalia; Rodentia; Heteromyidae
Gene: Fgd4
Product: FYVE, RhoGEF and PH domain containing 4
Exons: 19
Coding region: 68-2569 (833 amino acids)
Biological process (GO): filopodium assembly; cytoskeleton organization
Cellular component (GO): cytoplasm
Molecular function (GO): metal ion binding; guanyl-nucleotide exchange factor activity
Source: RefSeq, a predicted model, not a curated record
UCCUGGCUGAUCGGUGGAUCUCUUGUCACCCCAAUGUUUUUAAAGCCUGGAUGGAGGCUUUGAUCGUAUGAACUGGAACUGGGUAAAGUCAGAUGUUUUCUCAUUAAGCCAGAGCAGGCUGGUUUUCAGUGUGUGUGGAGUCAUGUCCUCUUACGAAGGCAGCAGUACCUGUCCAAAGGUCAGUGUUCUACCUUGUUCAACAAGCAGCACAACCACACUGGUUGAUCCGAAUGUAUCUGAAGAGGCUCAGGGAAUAAAUGGGAAGACACCAGCGAAUCGUUCAGCUGCAAGUCCAAAGCCACAAGUGCCUCCAAAGCCCUUACAUCUGCAGAAUUCACCUUCAUCCAAAAUACACCCAACCCCCAGGCAUAAAGCUUUACCUAGAGCAAAACCCAGGAUGGAGGAAGUUAAACCUGUCUCUGCUUCUUGUGUGUCAAAAGAAAAAUCCAGUAAGGUUUCUGAUCUCAUCAGUCGCUUUGAAGGAGGCAGCACAUUAUCAAACUCCAGUGAUCUGAAAAAAGAUCCUGCAGUGAAUCUAAAUGCUCCUCGAACCCCAGGACAGUCUGGCUUCACACCCACUUCUCCAGAAAAGCUCCUCUCCCGGCACCCACCACAGAAACAGGGAGAUGAUCCCAAUCGGACUCAGGGCGAACAGGCUUGUAUGGCCAAUGGCAUAAUGGCAGCACAAAACCAGACGGAAUGUGAAGAGAACCAAGCGACCUCUCCCAGCCCCACUGCUCCUUCGCAAGCUGCCGAACCCCCACAGGAAACUCACUUCAUCAAUGGAGAAAGAGAUGAAACGACCACCGAUGCUGCAACCCCCACGACCCAAGACCGUGACGGAGAUGCUUCCCAUAGUAGCUGCAGGGCUCCAAGUCCAGACACAGUGCUCCCCCUAAACAAAGGACAGUCAGACACAACGGACAAGGAACAAGACAGGGACAGUGGAGAAAGCCCCAUGGAAUCAGAGCAACUGGACCAGCACCUUGAGAUGAAGGAGACAGAUGAGCAAAAACUUCACAAAAUAGCCAAUGAACUUUUGUUGACAGAAAGAGCUUAUGUGAACCGACUGGACCUAUUAGAUCAGGUAAUUUAUUGGAAGUUAUUGUUUCUCCAGCUCUUUGCCACCUCUCUUCCAAACAGCAGCUUAAUUGGGCUAGACAACAAGAUAUUCAGACUACAACUAUUUCUAAAAGAAUUCUCCCAUUUCAACAACAUGUUGCUGUACUGCGUGCCCAGAUUCAGCUUGGUGGGCUCAAAAUUCACAGUUAGGACCAGAGUUGGCAUUGAUGGGAUGAAUAUCAUAGAGACACAGAAUGAAGAGUAUCCCCAUACUUUCCAGGUGUCUGGGAAAGAGAGGACGCUGGAACUGCAGAAACAGAAGGUCUGUGGGAGCUUAACUUUACAACAUCACAUGCUAGAACCUGUUCAGCGGAUUCCACGGUAUGAGAUGCUUCUUAAGGACUACCUAAGAAAAUUGCCUCCUGACUCUCCAGACUGGAAUGAUGCAAAAAAAUCACUUGAAAUUAUUUCUACAGCAGCAAGCCAUUCUAAUAGCGCAAUAAGAAAAAUGGAGAACCUGAAGAAACUCUUGGAGAUUUAUGAAAUGUUGGGAGAAGAAGAAGACAUUGUAAAUCCUUCUAAUGAACUAAUAAAAGAAGGACAGAUCCUCAAACUCGCUGCUCGGAACACCUCAGCACAAGAACGCUACCUUUUCUUAACUGUAUCCUUUGACAAUAGUUUUAAUCCUCUGCAGUCAACUAUUUUUAAUUGGGGCUGUUCUGAGCAAGACAAAGAAGAAUGGAUCAAGGCCCUUCAGGAGACUAUUGAUGCUUUUCAUCAGAGGAAUGAAACCUUCAGAAAUGCAAUUGCAAAGGAUAAUGACAUUCACUCAGAGGUUUCUACUGCAGAAUUAGGAAAAAGAGCCCCAAGAUGGAUCCGAGAUAAUGAAGUGACCAUGUGCAUGAAAUGCAAAGAACCCUUUAAUGCCCUGACCAGGAGGAGACACCACUGUCGAGCUUGUGGACAUGUGGUUUGUUGGAAAUGUUCAGACUACAAAGCUCAACUUGAGUAUGAUGGUGGAAAAUUGAACAAAGUCUGCAAAGACUGUUAUCAAAUACUAAGUGGAUUCACUGACAGUGAAGAAAAGAAAAAAAAAGGAAUUUUAGAGAUCGAGUCUGCAGAAGUCUCUGGAAACAGCGUGGUGUGCAGCUUCCUUCAGUACAUGGAGAAGUCAAAACCUUGGCAGAAAGUUUGGUGUGUGAUCCCUAAGCAAGACCCCCUGGUGCUCUACAUGUUUGGUGCCCCGCAGGAUGUCAGAGCACAGGCCACGAUUCCCCUCCUUGGCUACAUCGUGGAUGAUGUGCCCCGGAGCGCAGAUCUGCCCCACAGCUUCAAACUGACCCAGUCCAAGUCUGCACACAGCUUCGCAGCCGACACUGAGGACCUGAAACAGAAAUGGCUGAAAAUCAUCCUCAUGGCCGUCACAGGUGAGACCCCAGAGGGGACCGAGGAGUAUUUAGCCACGAUGGAAGAGCAAACCGACCCCAAGAACAAAUCCGAGUCCUGAACUUCAGGGGCAGCCAAGGCCCCAAGACAUUCCUUAGCUCUCCUUCCUCGCCCCUUCGUGCGAAAUAGAGGCUCAUCAUUGCAACUCCAGGGACACUGUUUUUCUCCGUCUGUGUCCUCUGAGUAAAGUCAAUGUGCAGAGCCAUUCUCUUGAUACAAUUUGGAAAUAA